Molecule: messenger RNA, 501 nt
Organism: Lachancea nothofagi CBS 11611
Lineage: Eukaryota; Fungi; Ascomycota; Saccharomycetes; Saccharomycetales; Saccharomycetaceae
Source: the annotation of a GenBank genome assembly
AUGAAUCAAAUUCGUGCGAUACACAAGUUGAGUUUAACGGAGCUGGAGAAUGGCAUCGUUUCUUCAACAGCUUCUUGGCACCACGAAUACAAAGACCAUGCCUACGUGUUUGUAGGUGGCUUGCAUAAAGAACUGACUGAAGGAGAUAUUCUCACGAUAUUUUCUCAAUUCGGCGUACCAGUCGACAUCAAGCUUGUACGAGAUCGAGAAACUGGGGAAUCAAAAGGUUUUGGUUACUUGAAAUACGAGGACCAACGCUCCACCAUUCUUGCAGUAGAUAAUCUCAACGGCGUUAAAGUAGCAGGGCGCUCACUAAGAGUUGAUCACACCUUUUACACACCUAGAGACGGUGAUCAACAAUAUUCAGAGGCUGUCAAGUCUGAACUGCGAAAGGAUUUUGAAAGUGCUCAUGUUCAUAAGCCCCUAGAUCAUUUUAUUACACCAAGUGAAGACAAUGAAUUUGAGGACCCGAUGGCACAGUACAUAGCAGAUUGCAGAUAG